Messenger RNA from Xiphophorus hellerii (green swordtail), 2163 nucleotides. Its product is annotated as ETS domain-containing protein Elk-3-like. The record is from RefSeq and is a predicted model, not a curated record. The transcript is spliced from 5 exons. NCBI's taxonomy places the organism in Eukaryota, Metazoa, Chordata, Actinopteri, Cyprinodontiformes, Poeciliidae. Gene Ontology annotation, cellular component: nucleus. Gene Ontology annotation, molecular function: sequence-specific DNA binding; DNA-binding transcription factor activity, RNA polymerase II-specific. The coding region runs from base 343 to 1533 and encodes 396 amino acids. Gene Ontology annotation, biological process: cell differentiation; regulation of transcription by RNA polymerase II.
GAAGGCAUCACAACGCUACCGGUGAUGUCAGUUCACGGACGGUAGGAGUUUCCGCCAGCGUGUGUGCCGACAGAGAGUAGGCCCACUGCUGGCCGUCGAGGAGGGGAGGAAACGUGUGUUUACACAGACGGCUAACUGCCUGGGGAAUCGUAGGGGAGAGGAAGUCAGCCGGCUCUGCGUCUGCCUGCUCCAACUUCCUGCUCAGAAAAAGAAAAAGCCCAGGAUCCGAUUUCAGUCCAGCACAACCGUGCAGACCAGGAGUCAGCAUGGAAAAACAAGGGAUCACGCAGUCUUCGACGUAAAGUUUCGCGGAGUGAAGAGACCCAGCCGGAGAUCGCAGGUAUGGACAGCGCCAUCACCCUGUGGCAGUUCCUGCUGCAGCUGCUGCUCGACCAGAGCCACAAGCACCUGAUUUGCUGGACGUCCACGGACGGCGAGUUCAAGCUCCUCAAGUCGGAGGAGGUGGCCAAGCUGUGGGGGCUGCGCAAGAACAAGACCAACAUGAACUACGACAAGCUGAGCAGAGCCCUGCGCUACUACUACGACAAGAACAUCAUCAAAAAGGUGAUCGGCCAGAAGUUUGUCUAUAAGUUUGUGUCCUUUCCUGAGAUCCUGAAGAUGGAUCCGCAGGCGGUGGAGAUGGGCUUAGCCUCUGGAAGGUUUCCCCUCCAAGAGGGAGACGCGCCUGAGCUGGACGUGGAGACGGAAGAGGAGGAGGACAGUGAGGAGGAGGUCCAAAGGAGGACCCUCGCAGCCUUGGGGGCACAGCAGUGCCAAAGGGACUACCUCCACUCAGGCCUCUACUCGUCCUUCAGAAUUAGCUCCUUGCACAGGAGCCUGCGCGAGCGCCAGGACGAGCCGCGCUCCGUCAUCCGCUUCGGUGCCAACACCGGCGGGAGGAGCUCCCCUCCCUCCGUCAAGUCAGAAUCCUACGCCUCCCCCACGGCAUCCAGACUCCCCUCGCACUCCCACUCUCCGUCCUCCUCGCCGCACACCCAGCCCAGACGAAGCUGGAGCCCCGCCGACGAGGAAGAGGACUCGGAGGACUCGGACCAGAACCCUCAGCCGCUCAAUCUCUCCUCUGGGCACAGGGAGCGAGCCCUGCAGCCUCCUGAGAAGAGGAGCAGCAGCAGUGGGAGGAGUAGCAGCGGGGACCAAGGGGAUGAACUUCCACCCAAAAGCAAAAAGCCGAAAGCUUUGGAGAUCUCCAGCCCGUCCCUGCUCCUGGCGGGGAGCGACAUCGGCUCCAUCGCCCUCAACAGCCCGGCGCUGCCGUCCGGCUCCCUCACUCCUGCCUUCUUCACCGCACAGACUCCGUCGGGUUUGCUGCUGGCUCACAGUCCGCUGCUGUCGGGGAUCCACUUCUGGAGCAGCCUGAGCCCCGUCGCCCCGCUCAGCCCCGCCCGGCUGCAGGGCCACGGCUCCCUCUUCCAGUUCCCCAGCCUAAUCAACGGACACAUGCCUGUCCCCCUCCCAAACCUGGAAGGAACACCCUCCUCCCUGCUCCUGUCCCCCGCCACCCACAAAUCCUGAUCCAGGGACUGUGAAAGAAAGAAAGAAAGAAAGAAAAAAAAAAAAAAAACACCGAGCAUCAUCGUUUAAAGUUUCUCAGUUGUCUGUUUGCGGUCGAAUUCAUGUUCAAAUUCAGCUUAAAAAAAACCCAACAAAAACAAUAAAGAGACGUGACCUCACUCCUUUUUGCACUUGAGUUGCUCCAGAUUCUAGUUGUUGAAAGCACUUGGUAAAAAGCCAUACAGCAGGACGUCAGAGACGUCUGUGGUAGAGGAACAACACAUUUUAUCCACGGACAGGCUCAUUCUCUGCAGAAACUUUUUUUGUUUGUUUGUUUUUUUAAUCUUGUACAAACAUUAUUUUUCUCCUCUUUACAAGGUGAAACUGCUGGUUUCACCAAUGUGGUAAUGUAAUGUAUGCACUAUGCUUUCCUGAUAGUACCAGCUGUGCCUUAUUGUCUAUUUGUUGUUUUUUUUUUUUACUUUAUUACAAAAUCUUUUAAAUGAAGACGAGAUUUCUGAUCAAUACAAAAUUUGUAACAGUUAUGUACUUUUUUUAAUACUGGACUUGGCAUACAGUUAUGCAUUCUGUAUAUGUUUUGUAUUGUAAAAAAUGUCAUUUCCAAUAAAUAAGGCAUUGAAUGCGUGAAAA